Strongylus vulgaris is the source of this 663-nucleotide messenger RNA. Lineage: Eukaryota; Metazoa; Nematoda; Chromadorea; Rhabditida; Strongylidae. The record is from the annotation of a GenBank genome assembly.
GAUGACGUUCGCCGUUAUGAUGCCCUUAGAAUGCGAGAAUACAUGCAUUCUACACUUAUUCAUGCGUUCAACUUCGAAUUUCAGCUCCAUCGUGAUGUUUGUCGAUAUGUUGGUGAUUCUUAUAUGCUCGAGUUUGGUGAGGAGUUAGCGGUGCGAGGGGUGGAUGUGAUACAUCAAUGGAAGGAAUUAGUCACUGUUAUGCAGCCGCAACCAUCUCCACAUAUUCCUCUGUGGGCCAGUCAUGCCUUCAACUUCAUUCACUUUCUCACAGAUCCCAAGUUCACAGAAUAUCUUUCAGAUAAUGAAUUCCAUCAACUCAAGCAGGAUGCAGAAGAAUGCAAGCGAUUGAUUCUUGGAGACAAAGAUGUCAUCACGAUUACUGUCCCCAGAAGUCGCGCUUCUACUCUCAGUUCCAGUUCUCCGAGAACUUCCGAUAGUGUCACAUCGAAGAUGAAGAAAGUGGCUUUGAUCUCAAGACGAGCUAAGCUCGAAGCGGCAGCGUUGGAAACUGAUAAAAUGAUUGCAAAACGGACUCCUUACAAACUUGGUCGCGUUAUUGCUAUCAAACAUGAUCAAUUCAAUCUGGAGAACUACGCGGAUCCAUCAAAGACUGCUCCAUUUAGAUAUCAGAUUCUAGAGAAAUUGGGUGAGAAGCUUGAGUAG